GUGGGAGUCCGAGGAGAACACGUCGUAGUUCUGGCCGUCGAAAAGAAGUCUGUCGCAAAGCUUCAGGAGGAACGAACCGUGCGCAAGAUAUGCAGCCUUGACGAACAUGUGGUGAUGGCCUUCGCUGAAAUACACGCAGAGUAACGGACGACGUCCGUUCGGCAUCUCAGCGUUGAUAGCCGGGUUCGACAUUGACGGGAGUCCGCAUCUCUACCAGACGGAACCUUCCGGAACGUACCACGAGUGGAAGGCGAACGCGACGGGGAGGAGUGCUAAGACGGUGCGGGAAUACCUGGAGAAGCACUACAAUGAGGAGGUGGCGGCAAGCGAGGCGGAGACGGUCAAGCUGGCGGUCAAGGCUCUGCUGGAGGUCGUGCAGUCGGGAGGCAAGAACAUCGAGCUGGCGACGAUGAAGCGAGGCGAGGCGCUGAAGAUGCUAGAACCGGAAGAGAUUGAGAAGGUGGUAGCGAUCAUAGAGAAGGAGAAGGAGGAGGAGGCAGAGAAGAAGAAACAGAAGAAGUAGGAGUUUUGCCACCGCCGCUGCUGCUGUUUACUUCUAGAUGGCAGACGUUUCAUAUGGGUUCCAAUAAUUAUAAGAGACCCGGUAAGAGGUUUCUUUUAAGGUGCAGUCUCAAACUGCAGUAUCCACACUGCAAGUGUUUUGAACUGCAGUCUCAAGAACUUUUUCUCCGAGUGAUGAUAUUUGCUAGCAGUGAAAAGGAGGGCGAGGAUGGAGAGAGAGAGAGAGAGGG
This is a messenger RNA of Priapulus caudatus, 752 nucleotides long. Its product is annotated as proteasome subunit alpha type-7-like. Gene Ontology annotation, biological process: ubiquitin-dependent protein catabolic process. The record is from RefSeq and is a predicted model, not a curated record. Gene Ontology annotation, cellular component: proteasome core complex, alpha-subunit complex; proteasome core complex; nucleus. Lineage: Eukaryota; Metazoa; Priapulida; Priapulimorpha; Priapulimorphida; Priapulidae.